AUGAGCAGGGCCAGGGCGGUGAGUGGCCUGCUUUUGUACGGCGCGCUGGUCGUGGCCUUCCUGGCCAGCUACGGUGGCGUGAAGCGGCUGCUCGGUUGGGGAAGCGGCGCAGUGUGGAGUGAUGAAUACGGCUACUUGACAGAUGUAUGGAGAGGUCGUGGGGAGAGCCAAGCACUUUGUUUGUUGCUGAAAAUUUGGUGUAGGAACAAGGGAAAGGUGAACGAAGAGGGGAAGGGGAUGGAAAAUCAUGCAGGACUGUUACAAAGAAUAAAUAUGAACAAGGUGAGGAAACUUUCAGACGAUGACACAAAUAAGGAUCUGUUACCAUACGUUAAUACGAUAGGUGGUAACUACACAGUGGUGAAUCUGUUUGACUAUUUCGUUAAGGGUAAAAAGAGAGACAAUGGAAAGAAUGAAAUAUUCGUAAAUCAUAUUAUGACUUUACACAGGAUUGUGGUGAUAUGUUUCAAGCCGACUCUAAAUUUUUCUCACAUCAUUACCCAACCUAGUGAUGCCCUGUACAAAAUAAUAAAGGAAGGUGAAGGAGAAAUAUUGACAACGAAAGAUUACCCUGUUUUAUUUUAUGCAGAUGAGGCUAGCUGGGGGUUGAAAAAUGUUAUGUCUACUGGAAUCAUUGAAUUCUUUGCACCUCCAUUUACCAGAGAGGUGUCUGACAUAGUGAUUAGAUGUGCUAAUACAGAAAUAAAUGAGACGUAUACAUUUGAAGAUGUGAUUAAGGUCCGUAUUAGAAUCCCUCGUAGUAGUGAAAAAAUAGUAGGCCUGAGUACAGACCCUAUGGACGCAGAAUUUUUCGAAAGAAUUGUAGAUGAAAAUGUAGAUGAUUAUAAAUUUGGGAGUUACAAAAAUCGCGUGUUAGGGUUCAAAUUGGCAGAUGCAGAAUUAGAUCCUGAAAAUUGCUUCAAAGUGGUUAAUGGAAAACAAAGGGAUAUUGCUCUCGAAAUUGAAUACCAAUAUGGUAGAUGUUUGAUUUUAGAUAGACCUGAUUUUAAGCUUCGGUAUUUUUAUGUGAAUGAUGAAAACUUUGAAGAUGAAUUUGAAUUUUCUUGCUCUUUUACUUAUAAGGGGAAAAAGAAGAAAGCCACUUUUGGAGACGCAGAGGUGAGUCCAACGACAAAAACAUACUUUAUAGAACCAGACAAAAAAGAAUUCCAAUACUUUAAUGGAGUUCCUUACAAAUAUUGCCACUUUGAAUAUAAUGAUGACAAAAAAAGGUCCACACAGGUGUGUGAAAGGACUAUAAGCGAGUUUUCUCUUUUUAUGUAUAAUUGUGAGGUGAAGAAGGCUAGGGGGGUUGUUAUUGAUGAGCCGAUCAAGACGGUGAAAUAUUUAAAUGGGACUCAGCCUCUGGAAAAAUUUAGCGACAUCACUUUAUUCUCCGAUGAUAUACAUAUAGAAGAUUUGAGAUGGAAAUUUCCAGACUACAAAUAUUUCAUGACCGCCUAUAUCAACCAUGGCCCACAUCCCCUGAUCAUUGAAUGUGUUAUUCCUAAUAAAACUAACGACAGUCAUCAAAAGGCUCAUAUUCUACUGCACGUAAAAACAAAUUUAAAAGACAAUACAGUCUCCUUCUGUGAUUUUAAAAGCUCUAGAUUAUAUGACUAUUUGAAUGCAUAUAUUAAAGGAGAUGUAUGUGAAAUUAAUGUAACUUCGAAUAGCAGCUUUGGGUUUAGGUGUCCUGAUGGAACAGUGAAGAAGCCAAGUUAUUGUUUUACCGAGUUGUACUACCAUGGGUAUCUUUACCGGUUAGGAGAUAUUUUUGCUCAGAAUAUUGUUAUAUAUUCUUAUAAGGACCCCAAAUUAUCCCUAGCAGCUUUUACAAGUAGCCUGACCAGGUCCUACUCUUUCCAAUGCUACUGUGUCCAGGAGGAUGAUCAAGAUAAAAUAGAAAAGAGAGUAAUUGUGAAUUAUAUAAAUGAAGACCAAUUGUAUGAUUAUAAUACUAUUCCGAAGGUGAAAUACGAAUCUAUCGUAUCGCAUCCGAUGAGGACUCACGUGUGUGAUUUCAUGGGAAGCAAUUCUGUCCUUAAGCCAACAAGGAAAAAGCCAGUGAACUACAUUUGUGAAGUUUUUCCAAAGCCCAUGGAAUAUAUCGCCAUGAUCUGUCCUACCAACCUAAUCGAUGAGCAGAAUGAAAAACUGCUUUCAGAUCUUCUAUACAAUUAUGGCAACCCAGGAAUAAAGGAACAAAUUAGAGCCUUUGGAAAAAAGAGAAACAACUACUCUAAGUCCUUUCACCUUCCGAAGAAAGCUCCCGCCUACGUCAUCAAUCGUUAUAUGCAAAAUGUAAAGAGCAUUGACGAAAUGAUUCCGGGGGUUCUCAUCACAGAUACGGUUCGUAUUAAAAUAGCUAGAAUGAAAAAAACGGAUCGACAAGGAGGAGGAGAAGGGGUGGAAGACGCAUCGCUACCACCAGACGAAAACGAUGAAAUUAAUCAAAUGUACGCAAGUCAUUUAGGACUCCCCAACAGUAUUCACCACGGACUCUUUAUCUUUCAACUCCCGCCUUAUAUAAAACGAAAUGCUGUCAUCGAAUUUGCCUGCAUAAAUGAUAAAACGAAAAAAAUGGGUAACACGGGAAACAACGGUAUUAUGUCUGUGCACCUCAGGACGGAGGGAAGGGUGGUUCCCGGGUGCCACUUUUACAAAAACAAGGAAGAGAAUAGUAUUUUGAAGAAAAAAAUAAAAGUGGGUUCUUCUGAAGAUUGCGUCGUGCAAAGUAAUGGAGAAAUUGACUACAUAGGAAUAUUUUGUCCUAUACAAGAAGGGUUAUAUUUGACCCCCCCAGGAUGUUUUGAAACAGCAUAUAACAGCUCCGAUGAACUUGUGCACCUCAGCAGCUAUGACAAGGACUUUAAAAAUUUCACCAAUAAUAAAGGUGUCUCUUACUUGAAGAUACCACAAAGCUUUGUCGGCCAUCUGAACAUAUUUUGCUACUGCAAUGAGGAAGCUCCCUCACUAUCGGAAGGGGAGGAGGAGGAGGAGGGGCGUGCCGGGUUAUUAAUAGGUCCUCCAAAAAAGGAGAACAAAAUGAACAUCGAGCUAAAUACAUCCAAUAGGGGAAUCAAGAAUGUACAAAAAAUAGACCACCUGUACGAGUCAGACUUUCUUAUUGGAAACGAAUUUGUCAAUAGGAGACCAUCACCCAUAAUGAGAAAGAAACACAUUUGUGACUUUACGAGGGAAGACAGUUCGUUGGCUCCCCAAGACGAGUUGCCGGCCAUCAACUCCUGCUUCGUCGAAUUGGAGGAAAACCUGAGCCUCGUCGAGGUGCGCUGCCCCAGGAACGUCAAUCCGCCUGCGGCCGACCGCUUCAGCAGUGGGAUUAGCACGCGCAGUGUUGGACUUCGCAGCGUUGGAAUGCGUAGCGUGGGAGGUGUUACUCGAAUGGCGGGCCGAAAUGGGCUCCAUGGGGCUGCCUUACCAGAGGAGGAUCAACUCCUGAGCGAAGAAGAGCUGAGCAAGUACAAGAACAUCAAAUAUGUACCCGACGAAUUCGAAGACGUAAUACAUGUGAGCAGAAAAAAAAAAUUGUCCGACAUCCUCCCAGGAACGAUAAUCCUAGACCGAAGUAAAAAGUUUAAGGAAAAUGGAAAAUUUACAUUCAUCACUCCACUCAUAGUGAAGGACGAUAUAAUCAUAAAGCUCUUAUGUGACAACUCAGAGACAAUGAUUGAAAAUAAAAAAGGAAAAAAAGGAGUAGUCGUUAUAAAAAUUCCUAAGAGAGUAACACAGAAAAGAUUUUAUGGGUGUGAUUUUUCAGGAAAUUCAAAUAAGACCUUUUACUACUCCGAGGUGCAUUCUUUAAAAAAUUCAAACAAGGAAUGUCACAUCAAGUUGAAGGAAAAUAUUAUUGUCAGUUUGAAUUGCCCAAAUGGAAAAAUUAAUCCAAACAACUGUUUCCAUAAUGUAUAUAUAAAAAGUACCAUGGAUCAAGAGAAUGUUGAAAAUGUUGAAAAUAUUUUUAAUGAUGUGAAAGUAAUUAAUACAAAUUACUUGUUGAAAAAUUCUUCAGCUUUUUUGAUCAUAUCCAAAAUGAGUAAUACGAAGGAUCUGAAUUUUUACUGUACUUGUGAAGAUUAUGAGAGUAAGAAUGUGGGAACUAUAUUUCUGAACCUGCCUCAGAACCCGUCUUCUACAUCUAAAGAAAAUUAUACUUUGGAAAAAAAGCUAGUUAUUGAUGUUCCCCCAUAUUAUGCAAAAGACACUUACGUUUGUGAUUUUACUGAGCAACAUUAUAAUAUUGUAAAUCGAUCUAAGGUAGACUUGGACAAAUUAUUGAAAAGGUACUUACAAGAUAUUCUCUCCUAUGAACAUAAUGAAUUUACACACUUUAGUUUAAAUUUUAAAUUGAGGAAGGAAAUAAUGAAGAAGCAGUACAUUGCGUAUGUUAAGAAGCAGAUCCAGCAUUAUCAGGAGAAUGUCCCCGAUGUGGAAAACUACCCCGACCACACCAUCGUCUACAAGUGUAACAUCGAUUUGAGUGCCUUUGACAAAUUUUCAAUCAAGUGUCCCUCUAGGAUGGAAAAUGUUCCUGCAAAGGGAGGACGCCCACUUAGUACACCACGUUUCAUAUACACAUCCAGUCUGGGCAACGACUCCAUUUCCUUGGUGAAAGGAUUGAACAGCCUUCUCUUCGGAACCAUCAUUGUUAACAAAACAAAUGAACAGAACGUUUCCUUUUUCGAAAAAGGGGAACUCGAACUUAUUAUAUCUCCCUAUGCUGACUCCUCAAAGAAUUUUAAUUUCUCCUGUGAGCACAUUGGAGAAAACGGAACAAAUCGCGUCAUCGGUUAUGCUUCCAUUUUUGUAAAAAAAAAUAAUAAUAAAAUUUUGGGUUGUGAUUUUAUAGACCCUUCAGAUGUUAGUAACCAGGUCCAUCACUCCUCCACAUCUGACACGAAAGAAACAAGUGGAGUGAACAAUACAUAUAAAAAUAACUCAUUUGAAUUUGAGAUAGAACUCGUGGAGGGAAAAAAUAUAUACUGUAAUAUUGAAGCCAUAGAAAAUGAUGUGGUUGGUUUUAGCUGCCCUCAUAAUUUCCUCACUGCCCCUGAAAAUUGCUUUGAGUCGGUGCAGAUCGAGGGAGUAGACAAGGAGUUAGAAACACAUAAGCUAGAGAAACUACUAAAAGGAGUACACAUUCUUAAAAAUAAAAUAUAUGAUGUGAAUUAUACCCCAUCUUAUAUCAUUCUUCCGAAGAAAAUACCCAAAUCGAUGAAAAUUUUUUGUACAUGCAAUUCAGUCAAGAGGAUAAAAACAGGCAUUAUUCAAAUUAAUAUCAUUGGGGAUGAUUUGAAUAACUGGUUCAAGAAAGAGAUCACUCAUCAUGUUUUCGCGUUUGAACAGCCCAGCUACUUUUAUGACUUUUCUUCUGGGCCACUUAACAUUAGCUCAGAGAACGUGCUGGAUAUUGAUGUGGUUCCCGCGGCGAAGCGAGGUAAGGCAACUCGCCACAAACCGCAUGGGGGGGUAGGAAAAAAUGCACCUGGGCCCACCACCGCGCAACUCCUCCACGUGCGGGGUCAAGAAGAGGGUGGCGACGAGGAGGAUGACGACGACGAUGAGGAGGAGGAAGAGGAAGAGGAUGAUGUGGAAGAAGAGGAAAACGUGUUAAACCCCAUGCGAACAAAACAGGUGCACGAAAUCACUGUAGCGGCAUCGGAAUUCAGCUUCCUCAAGGUUGUGUGCCCCCUGAGAAAUGCCCAACACUUCAGGCAAUCUAAAAUCAGCCCAGAAAAUUUCUUCGAGUAUGUGUACGUCAUGGAAAAGGACUCCAGUAAAGACGAGCCAAGUGAAGCGGAGAAGGAAAAAAUGGUCAUGGAACUGGUUAAGGAGAAAAUGAAAGAUUCUUCACAUAGCGGUGCAGAUUCUGAUGGGUCCAAGAGAAGAGAAAAUGAAAAGGAUAAAGACAAAAACGAAAUGAAGGUCGAUUACGACAGUAUGGGCAAUAAAAUAAUCGUUGCCCUAAAGACAGAAAGACCCAAAGCAACAAUUGAAGAUGUGGAAAAUUUGAAUCCUCUUAAUUAUGAGGAGGAAAAAGCAAAAAAGGAUAUUCUAACAAUAAAGAAUAUAAAUGACGUUAUAGAAUUUGUUAAUUAUGAAACAGAAGUAAGUGAAAAUACAUAUGCUGGAACGAUUUAUUUUUCUCCACUUCUUCUAAGGGAAGCAAAAUUUUUUAUUUCCUGUGAUAAUUCAUUAACCAUGAACGAAAGUAGAAGAGGCAAAACUGGCAUCGUUAAAGUUCUCGUGAAGCCAAACUAUGUGAAUAUAUUUGGGUGUGAUUUUGUAGGGGAUUACUCUACUCACUUUUCCUUUAGCCAGAGAUGGGAUGACGUUCCGAAGAAUUAUGUGUGUGAGGUACAAGUGGAAGAUGACUCCAUAGUUGGGUUGGCUUGUCCUUCACACACCAAGUUGCACCCCCCAGAUUGCUUUGACAAUGUCAUUAAGGAUAACGUGGUUCACAAAAAGGACUCGCUAAUAGAAGCAGUGAAUAUGUUUAUAUACAAGGAGAGGAACAAACCCAUUCUUUCUUUCAUCCAAGUCAAGCGCGUUUUCGCGACCCACUUCUCCUGCAAGUGUUACGAUUCCUCCAAGGGCGACUACAAAGAGGUCACCAUCAAAAUCAGCUACGAGCCCUACGUCAUGGGCACGCCCAGAAAGAGCCUCGGCGCCGCGGUCAUCCAGUACAGCGACGUGGACCUCAAGUUGCCCUCGCUGCGUUAG
This is a messenger RNA of Plasmodium fragile, 6744 nucleotides long. RefSeq lists its product as uncharacterized. The transcript has a single exon. Bases 1 to 6744 code for a protein of 2247 amino acids. The record is from RefSeq and is a predicted model, not a curated record. Gene Ontology annotation, biological process: symbiont entry into host. NCBI's taxonomy places the organism in Eukaryota, Apicomplexa, Aconoidasida, Haemosporida, Plasmodiidae. Gene Ontology annotation, cellular component: plasma membrane; cell surface.